Halteromyces radiatus is the source of this 1604-nucleotide messenger RNA. Its product is annotated as fumarate hydratase precursor rhizopus oryzae. Gene Ontology annotation, biological process: tricarboxylic acid cycle; fumarate metabolic process; malate metabolic process. The transcript has 9 exons. Lineage: Eukaryota; Fungi; Mucoromycota; Mucoromycetes; Mucorales; Cunninghamellaceae. Bases 37 to 1518 code for a protein of 493 amino acids. The record is from RefSeq and is a predicted model, not a curated record. Gene Ontology annotation, molecular function: fumarate hydratase activity. Gene Ontology annotation, cellular component: mitochondrion; tricarboxylic acid cycle heteromeric enzyme complex.
UUCACGUUUGAAUUUCCUUUUUACUGUUUCAUCAUAAUGUUGCGUUCUUUUGCUGCCUCUCAACAAUUGAAGAAUGUUGCCGUUCGUCAACAAAGCCGACUUUUCGGUGCUGCUUCUGCUGCUUUGCAAAAGUUCCGUUCUGAACGUGAUACUUUCGGUGACCUUCAAGUCCCUGCUGACAAGUACUGGGGUGCUCAAACUCAAAGAUCCUUGCAAAACUUCAAGAUUGGCGGUCCUCGUGAACGUAUGCCCGAACCUUUGAUUAAGGCUUUUGGUGUGGUCAAGAAAGCUGCUGCAUCUGUCAACCAAACUUACGGUUUGGAUCCCAAGGUCGCUGAAGCUAUCCAACAAGCUGCUAAUGAAGUGAUUGAUGGUUCUCUUAGCGAACAUUUCCCUCUCGUUGUUUGGCAAACUGGCAGCGGUACUCAAACUAAUAUGAAUGUGAAUGAAGUUAUUUCCAACCGUGCUAUUGAAUUGCUUGGUGGUGAACUUGGUUCCAAGAAUCCUGUUCAUCCUAACGACCAUGUAAACAUGAGCCAAUCUUCCAACGAUACUUUCCCUACUGCUAUGCACGUUGCUGCCGUUGUUGAAAUUACUCAUCGUCUUAUCCCUGCUCUUACUGAAUUGCGUGAUGCCAUUCAAGCAAAGUCGGAUGAAUUUAAGGAUAUUAUCAAGAUUGGUCGUACUCAUUUACAAGACGCCACUCCCUUGACUCUUGGUCAAGAAUUCUCUGGUUAUGCUCAACAACUUACUUAUGGUAUUCAACGUGUGGAAGGUUCUCUUGAUCGCUUGUACAAUUUGGCUCAAGGUGGUACUGCUGUCGGUAGUGGUAUCAACACCCGUGUUGGUUUUGAUGAAAAGGUCGCUGCCGCCAUUGCUGAAAUCACUGGUCUUCCUUUCAGAACUGCUCCCAACAAGUUCGAAGCCCUUGCUGCUCAUGAUGCUAUUGUUGAAGCUCACGGACACUUGAAUACUGUUGCUGUCUCCUUGAUGAAGAUCUCCAAUGAUAUCCGUUUCCUUGCCUCUGGUCCUCGAUGUGGUUUGGGUGAACUCGAAUUGCCUCAAAAUGAACCUGGUUCUUCCAUUAUGCCCGGAAAGGUGAACCCUACUCAAGUUGAAGCUAUGACUAUGGUUUGCUCUCAAGUCAUGGGAAAUAACACUGCCGUAUCUAUUGCUGGUUCCAACGGCCACUUUGAACUUAACGUUUUCAAGCCUGUCUUGAUUAAUAACCUUAUUCAAUCUGUCCGCCUUCUUUCUGAUGCUGCUCAAUCCUUCACCCAAAACUGUGUUGUCGGAAUCAAGGCUAAUGAAGAAAAGAUUGAUCGUAUCAUGAACGAAUCCCUCAUGUUGGUGACCGCUCUUAAUCCUUACAUUGGUUAUGACAAGGCUGCCAAGUGUGCCAAGAAGGCUCAUGCUGAAGGAACUACAUUGAAAGAAGCCGCUAUGUCCUUGGGUUACUUGUCUUCUGAACAAUUUGAUGAAUGGGUUGAUCCUAAGAAGAUGUUGGGUCCUCACUAAACACUCCCACAUGCAUGAAUUAGAUUUAGAUUAGAUUAGUGUUUUUAAAGGCCUCAAUAAAAAAAAAAAUGUUUUGACUUUUUAAA